Messenger RNA from Cheilinus undulatus (humphead wrasse), 1173 nucleotides. RefSeq names its product gap junction delta-4 protein-like. NCBI's taxonomy places the organism in Eukaryota, Metazoa, Chordata, Actinopteri, Labriformes, Labridae. Gene Ontology annotation, biological process: cell communication. Bases 1 to 1173 code for a protein of 390 amino acids. The record is from RefSeq and is a predicted model, not a curated record. Gene Ontology annotation, cellular component: connexin complex. The transcript is spliced from 2 exons.
AUGGGAGCAACAGAUCUACUUUUUAUCACUGUCAGUCAAAAUGUCUCCUUUGUGGGUAAAAUCUGGUGGAUGCUGAUGCUGCUUUUACGUCUUAUUGUCCUCCUCAUGGCCGGUUUCACCCUCUACAGCGAUGAACAGGAGCGUUUCAUCUGUAACACCAUCCAGCCGGGCUGCUCUAAUGUAUGUUUUGAUGUUUUCGCUCCUGUGUCCAUCUUCCGCCUCUGGCUCUUCCAUCUCAUCCUCCUCUGUCUUCCUCAUGUGCUGUUUGUAACCUACAUCAUGCACAAAGUCAUAUCAGGAUUUUAUCCCAGUUUUGGAGGUUUCUACUUCAACAGGAGCCGAGGAGGUUCACCCUUUGAGAACUCGAGCUCCUCCAGAGAACUGUCUUUGCACAAAGCUCCACUCCAUGAAGUCCCACGUGAGUGGGGAGUACCACGGUUCUACUGUGCCUACCUCCUGGUUAUUGUUGUACGGAUCCUCCUGGAGGUGUUCUUCAGUGCGGGGCAGUUUUUUCUCUUCGGUUUGUCCAUUCCCAAGAGCUUCCUCUGCUAUGAAGCUCCCUGCACGUCUGGGGUUGAAUGUUUCAUCUCCAAACCGACAGAGAAGAUGCUGAUGCUCAACUUCAUGCUGGGAGUUUCCUCCUUGUCUGUUCUGCUGAGUUUGUUUGAUCUGAUGAGCUCCAUGAAGGCGAUGGUGAGUUGGAGGAGGAAGAGGGAGAUGCUGUUAGAGGAGAUGAGUAAAGGUGAGCAAAGCAGCGUGUUUACAACAACCACGACUGAAGACAGUGAUGUUCCUAUAACCAGGAGAGUCAGCCUGAGUGGAAGCUCAAAGAACGGUGUGAAAGAUGAGAAACAUGCCGCUCCUGCUGGAGACCCUCUUCAUGCAAAAGUCAACAAUGGUGGAGCUUUAAUAAAGCAUGAAGACUCGGCACAGGAGCAUCGGCCAGACAGCAGAGACGCUAGACCGGACAUGUCUCCAGCACCUACUCAUUUUGUCCCCCACAGCCAUCUUAGACCUCCAAUGUCCCCUCGCCCUGACAGGAUCCCACCACCAAACUCCAGGGCUCCAACACCCAUGGGUGUGAGAAAGCUUGGCCAGUUUCCUCCAGCUGCAGCGAGCUCAGGCCAACAGUCUGACAGCAGUGACUCUCAGGACAAAAGGGCAUGGGUGUGA